GAUCAGCGGUCACGCGCCGGUGGUGAAAGCUGUCGAGGAAGGGGGCGCCGUCGAGGAGCAAGAACUCACCAUCGCCGGCCCUGGAUUUGCCUCCCGUCUGCCGAUUCUUUUGGAUCCGCCGAUUCUGGAUCUUCUCUACUUUUUCCCUCCCGAUCCAUGUGCUUCUUGAAGUAUAAAGUACCAAAAACUCAGCUCACUACGAUCAGCUUGUUGGGCAACCCGAAUAGAGGCAUUUUGUUCCUUGAUAUUAACCGAGAGAUCGGUUCGAGAGUUAUUGAAGAAGUAACAAUGGCGCGGGGUCUAGUGUCUGGGCGUUCUUUUGCGGUGCUGGUUGGGUCGAUUCUUCUCUCUGUGCUCGCACGCAAAUUUGUCAACGGUAACAAGAAGAGCACGCGUCGAAAAGCGGAUGAUACCGGCGCGUCUAGCCCGUCAGCCACUUUGGCUGGAAGUGACAACUACGAUGUUUUCUUGAGCUUCAGUGGCAAGGAUACUCGCAAAACCUUCGUGGAUCACCUCUACUACAGCCUCGUCGAUGCUGGAAUCCGCGUGUUCAGAGACGACAAUGAGCUUCACGAAGGUGAGAAGAUCGGCCCCAACCUUCUCCAGGCCAUUAAGAACAGUAAGAUCUCGAUCCCGAUUUUCUCUCGAAAUUUUGCUUCGAGCAAAUGGUGCCUUCAAGAACUCCUUCAGAUGACAGAGUGCAUGAAGAGCAUCGGGCAAGUUGUCUUGCCCAUAUUUUACCGGGUUGAACCAGCUCAUGUGCGAUACCAAAUAGAAAGCUUUGAAAAGACUUUCUCCCGUUUAAGUAGGAAGUAUUUGGAAGAGGAUGUUGCGAAAUGGAAACAAGCGCUCCAAGAAGUGGCUUCCCUAAAGGGAUGGGAAUCGGAGAGAACUGCUAACGGCCAUGAAGGAGAAUUGGUGAAAAUGGUGGUCAGAAAAGUUUUGAGAGAGUUAAAGAAAGCCUUUCAGCUGCUUGUUCCCGAACAACUUGUCGGAAUCGAUAAUGCUGUGGAGGAUAUCUUGAGAUUGCUGGAUAAUGACCCUAGUGCUACCCAAAUUGUUGGUAUUCAUGGAAUGGGGGGCAUCGGUAAGACAACUUUAGCCAAGGUUGUCUACAAUAAGCUCUCUCACCAGUUUCAUCAUCGCAGUUUCAUUGCGGAUAUUCGAGAAUCCACGCGGCGCAAGGGCAUUUCAUGUUUGCAAAAUCAAUUAAUAUUCGAUAUACUGAAAAUGAACGAUCAAGUGUCUAAUAUUGAUGAAGGAAUCAGGAUCAUGGAAUCUAGAUUUAAAUGUAAGAAAGUCCUACUUCUUCUAGAUGACUUGGAUGAUAAUGAUCGGAUCAAAGCUUUUGUUGGAAAACAUGACUGGUUUGAGAAUGGAAGUAGGAUAAUAAUAACCACGAGAAUAAGGUCUGUUCUUGAUGAUGUGAACUGCAAGUACGAACUUGAGGGAAUUGCUGAGGAUAAAUCUUUGAUCUUGUUUAGUAGACAUGCUUUUCCGAGGGACUCUCCUCCGUGUGAAUUCGAGUCUCUCUCUCGUGCUGUCGUAUCCACCGCCGAAGGACUGCCCUUAGCUCUCGAGGUUGUAGGUUCGUUUUUGUAUGGGCGAAAUCAAGGAUUUUGGGAAGACGCGUUAAAGAAGUUGAAGGAAGUACCACAUAUUAAAGUGCAAGAAAAGCUAAGAAUAAGUUAUGACGCACCGAACUAUGAGGAACAACAGAUAUUUUUAGAUAUUGCUUGUUUCUUCUAUGGAUCUGAGAUAAUUUUUAUGUCCCGCAUGUGGGAGGCUUGCAAUUUUCUUCCAAAUAUGGGGAUUGAAACAUUGAGAUUGAUGUCACUAGUAAAAAUUGGAGAUAAUGGAAAGUUGAUAAUGCAUGACCAACUGAUAGACCUUGGUAGGGAAAUUGUUCGUCAAGAAGAUUACAAUACACCUAUGAAUCGAAGUAGGGUGUGGAUCCAUGAGGAAGCCUUGGAAGUACUUCAAAGGAAUAAGGGAAAAGAAAAGGAUCGCGUUCAGGCACUUUGUUUCGACGAAAACGACUCGCACGUGGAACUCACAACGGAGCAAAUUGAGACACUACCGAACUUAAGGUUGCUUAUAGUGGAUAACGCAACACUGAUUGGAGAUUCCAAAGGCUUGCUUCCUCAGUUACGAUGCCUCGUGUGGAAGAAAUGUCCUGCAUCCGUGGUCACUAGUUUUCAUCUGGAGAAAUUAGUCGUACUUUAUUUAUCAGAGUGUGACAUUUCGGAGUAUUGGGAAGGUUGGAGUCAUCUCAAGGUGGCGACCCAGUUGAAAGUUCUUGCUCUUGUAGAUUGCCAUUGUUUAAAAGUUUCUCCUGAUCUCUCAGCCUUCCAAAAUUUAGAGACGUUAACCUUCGAAGGAUGUCAUAAUCUGAAGCAAAUUCACCCUUCGAUCGGAGAAGUCAAGGGCCUCGUUCAUUUGUUCUUUCAUAGAUGUGAGAAACUCCAAAAGCUACCCCAAGGAAUUGGCAAGUUGGAAGAACUGGAGCGACUUUGCAUAUGCAAGACUGCUAUAGAGGAAAUCCCUCCAUGUAUAGCUUCUUUGAAGAAGCUGGAGAAGCUUGUUGCCUCUGAUUGCAAAUCAUUGAUUGGACUUCCAGACUCAAUUGGGAAAUUGGAACGGUUGACUGAAUUGGACUUGUCAUGCUCGUUCAUUUACGAAUUACCUGAAUCCAUUGGGGAUUUGAAAAGCUUGAAAAUUUUGAAUAUUGCUCAUUGUGAGAACUUGAGGAGUUUGCCUAGUACUAUUAGCAAGUUGGGCAGCCUUGAACUAUUAGACGCCACCAAAUGCCGGCUUUUAGGAGGGGAAAUUCAUAUAGAUGGGUUAUCUUCACUGAAGAUCCUUCGAUUAAGUUGGACAUAUGUUUCUGGCUUAUUCGACACAUUCAAUAAGCUCUCUCGUCCUGAGAAACUUGAAGAACUAGAUGCCACAAAUUGCGAGAGGCUGGGAGGGGAAAUCCCUAUAGAUCGGUUGUCUUCACUAAAGAUCCUUCGAUUAAGAUCGACAGGCGUUUCUGGCUUCUCCGAUGAAUUCGAUAAGCUCUCUCGUCUUGAGGAACUUGAUUUGCGCGACUGCAAGAUGCUUCAAUCGCUGCCACAAAGCAUCAGUAAGUUGCCUUCUCUGCAACACCUUGAUUUAAGGAGGUGUGACAAUCUUCAAUCGCUGCCAGAGCUUCCCCCUUGUUUAACAUCUUUGGGAGUCACUUGUCGGCAUCGCACAUUGCCUCAACUUUCUCGUCUAAUCCAUCUAAAAGUGCUCAAGGUCGUGGGUUGCCGAUUGCUAGAAUCCCUGCCGGUGCUUCCCUCUGGAUUAUUCAAGCUUUCUGUCCAAUAUUGUGACGAGUUGAAAGAGUUACCGAGUUUGUCAAGUAUGGAAUUCUUGUCAAAAUUAAGUAUCAAGUCAUGCAGCGAGCUGACAGAAAUCAAGGGUCUAGAAGCGUUAAAAUACUUAGCAGAAUUAACUGUAUCAAGUUGCGGGAAGUUGUCCAAUCUCGACGGCCUUGAACAUCUAGAGUCUUUGAGAUUCUUGGGUUUGCGUAAGUUCUUUAAGUCAGAUUAUGCUCUUUGUCUGGUAGAGGAUGAUAUAGUUCAAGUUGGAGGUCUUGACAGACUGAAAAACUUGGAAGAGUUGCAGAUAUGGGACUGUCAGUCCCUUGUAAGACCGGACCUUUCGCAAUUAACGCAUCUGAAGGGAUUAAGCCUUUGUGGAUGCCACAAUCUAGUCGAAAUCAAAGGCCUUGAAAGAUUGAAAGACUUGGAAUUGUUGCAUAUCAAGAGGUGCAGAUCCAUUGAAGCAUUACCAGACCCCUCGUGCUUCGAUAACCUGAAAGAUUUGACGAUCGAAAGGGGCUGGAAGCUUCAGGACAGGGAAUGGAUAAAGUGGCAAAUGUGGAAAAAAUGA
Messenger RNA from Rhodamnia argentea, 3921 nucleotides. Its product is annotated as TMV resistance protein N-like. The record is from RefSeq and is a predicted model, not a curated record. The transcript is spliced from 6 exons. NCBI's taxonomy places the organism in Eukaryota, Viridiplantae, Streptophyta, Magnoliopsida, Myrtales, Myrtaceae. The coding region runs from base 157 to 3921 and encodes 1254 amino acids. Gene Ontology annotation, biological process: defense response; signal transduction. Gene Ontology annotation, molecular function: protein binding; ADP binding.